CAUAACACAAUUACAAAUUCAUCACAAAUCAUCUACAACAUCCUUCACCAAGACAGUACUCUUCAAUAUUUUUGUUUCAACCAUUAGAAGUGAAAAGAUGGCCAUCCGCAUGCCUCGGGCCACUCAAGCAAAACAUAUUUUGAGACGAUCUUUCUCAAACGGAAGCAGAAAAUCAACAUUUGUAGACAUUCCAAAAGGCUUUCUUGCCGUUUAUGUUGGGGAACAAGAAAAGAAGCGAUUUGUGGUUCCUAUAUCAUUGUUAGGCCAACCUAUGUUUCAAGAGCUACUGCAACAGGCUGAGGAAGAAUUUGGGUUCGAUCAUCCAAUGGGUGGCCUCACAAUUCCAUGUAGUGAAGACGUAUUCCAUGAUGUUGCUUCUUCUUUGGGCGCAUUAUAAGCUUUACGAAGCAAACUUUGAGAUGGUAGUUUUCUAAACAGCUAACCUAGGACCGUUGAUUAUAGCUGUAAAUAUAGAUAGUCAUACAGAUACUUGUCACUGAUGUAUGAAAUAUGUGAAUUAGUUAAGAACUAUUUCGAGUUCAUUGUAAUUUAAUUAAUUAGUUUGAAUAGAUACUAAUGAAAAACUUAUUAGCAUUACCGA
Molecule: messenger RNA, 601 nt
Organism: Erigeron canadensis
Lineage: Eukaryota; Viridiplantae; Streptophyta; Magnoliopsida; Asterales; Asteraceae
Product: auxin-induced protein 15A-like
Exons: 1
Coding region: 98-397 (99 amino acids)
Biological process (GO): response to auxin
Source: RefSeq, a predicted model, not a curated record